GAGAACCCAAUCUAAUCCUAUUCCACCGCGCUCUCUCUGUUCUCCACCAGCUCCGAUGGCUCUUCGCCUCUCUUCGGCUCCUCUCUCCGCCCUCUCUCCUCCUCCUUCUCUAUCUCCGUCUCGCUUAGAGGCCGGGCGCCUCUUCUUCUCCAUUCCCAGGAGGCCUUUCGUCCGCUGUUACUCCUCCAAGAAGAAGGAGACCAGCUUCACGGAUCAAAUCCUCGACUACAUUGAAGGUGGGCCUAAAUUGAGGAAAUGGUAUGGAGCACCUGAUCUACUUCCAGAAGAUGGAGGUCUCGAAGUUGAGGAUGAAUCUUCAGAAAUUGAAGAAGUCCGAGAUGCAGUUUUGGUGACUGAUGGAGAAAGCGAAAUUGGCCAGAUGGUAAUAUUAUCACUUAUUCUUAAGCGGGCUCCGAUAAAAGCAUUAGUCAAGGAUAAGCAAGCUGCAACAGAUGCAUUCGGAGCUUAUGUUAAGCCAAUGGUUGGGGAUAUAAAUGAUCGGUCCUUUCUUACAAAGGCUUUGAGAGGUGUUCGUGCAAUAAUUUGCCCUUCAAAUGAUGGCUUCUUUUCUGACAUAGGGCAAAUGAAGGGUGUGCAGCACGUUGUUCUUCUAUCUCAGUUGGCUGUAUAUAGACGUAGUAGUGGACUUCAAGCUGUCAUGAAUAGCAAGCUCAAGAAGUUGGCGGAGAAGGAUGAAGAAAUAUUGAUUGCAUUAGGCAUCCCAUACACUAUAAUAAGAGCUGGCUUGCUGCAAAAUACUCCAGGUGGCAUGCAAGGUUUCAGCUUUGGAGAGGGUGUGGCAGCAAAGGGAAAACUUAGUAAAGAGGAUGCAGCGGUUAUUUGCGUGGAGGCACUUGAUGCAGUUCCUCAGAGAGGGCUAGUUUUUGAGGUGGUAAAUGGGGAUGAGAAGGUUCCAGACUGGAAAGAAUGGUUUGCAGCACUGAUUAAGAGCACCGAAGAGUUACAAUGACAACCCAAAUGAAUCCAUAAGGCAUUCUUUCUCAGCCCUUGGUACUUGCAGGUUCUCAGCCAAGUGCGAUUUGUUUGUUUAAGAAGUGAUGUCAGUUUGCUUUAUGAGGCCAUUGUAUGAUAACGCUGAAAAUCAAGAAAGAAAAUGGUAAUAUUGCUAGAAUAAUUUUGUAACACUUGUGAAAUUUAUGCUUCAAGAAAACAUAUUCUUUACAGAUGGAACCCAUGCGAAAAGAAGCUGGAAGAUGACAAAUACAUUGCUUGUUCUUCUUAGGAACCAUGGGUAUCAACAUUUUUCUUGCCAAAUUUUCUCUCUGUAUAAUUCAGGACUUCUCAUCUUUGAGAUCACGUCUA
Messenger RNA from Phoenix dactylifera (date palm), 1323 nucleotides. RefSeq names its product NAD(P)-binding Rossmann-fold superfamily protein. The record is from RefSeq and is a predicted model, not a curated record. Gene Ontology annotation, cellular component: chloroplast. NCBI's taxonomy places the organism in Eukaryota, Viridiplantae, Streptophyta, Magnoliopsida, Arecales, Arecaceae.